AUGACUGCGAGAGUUCCUGUUCCUGUCCCGGGUCCGGCCCGACUGAAGAAGUCGGCGGGCCCCGAUGAGUGGCUCGAGGCCGCAAAAAACUGCAAGUACCUUUCAGAAUACCACAUGAAGCAGCUCUGCGAGAUUGUAAAAGAGUACAUGAUGGAGGAGUCAAACAUCCAGCCCGUGUCCACCCCCGUCACGAUCUGCGGAGACAUACAUGGUCAGUUCUACGACCUGCUUGAACUUUUCCGCGUUGCUGGUGGCAUGCCGAACGAGUCCGCUCCUCAGACACCCGUCACACCAGCCAAAGUCAUCACAUCGGCCGACAUUGAACCUCCCUCUACCAUCACUGAUCCCAAACUCAAGAAGAAACUCCGGCUCGGCGGGUCAGAUCACCCCGAUACCCCAAGCGAACCAAGUGAGAUCAGCGAUGUGGACGAUGUCCCUUCUUCUCAGCAGUCAGAUAUCGAAGGCGAAAAGUCCGAGUCUGGAAACUUCAUCUCCCACAAGCAAGAUGCGAAUUUCAUAUUCCUCGGCGAUUAUGUCGACCGUGGCUAUUUCUCACUUGAAACUCUCACUCUCCUUCUCUGCCUGAAGGCAAAAUAUCCCGAACGAAUCACUCUCGUUCGCGGCAAUCACGAGUCGAGGCAGAUUACUCAAGUCUAUGGGUUCUACGAAGAAUGCGUACAAAAGUACGGCAAUACUUCCGUUUGGAAAGCCUGUUGUCAAGUGUUUGACUUCAUGACCCUUGGCGCCAUUGUUGACGGGAAGGUGCUCUGCGUUCACGGAGGCCUGUCCCCAGAGAUCAGAACCCUAGACCAGGUCCGGGUGGUUGCACGAGCCCAAGAAAUUCCUCACGAAGGUGCCUUCUGCGAUCUGGUGUGGUCUGACCCCGAAGAUGUCGAAACAUGGGCAGUAUCGCCUCGUGGCGCAGGGUGGCUAUUUGGCGAUCGUAUCUCUCAAGAGUUCUGCCACGUCAACGGCCUGAAUCUGAUUGCCCGAGCUCAUCAACUUGUCAAUGAAGGCUAUAAAUAUCACUUCAAAAGCCAGGACGUCGUCACCGUUUGGUCUGCUCCAAAUUAUUGCUACCGUUGCGGCAACAUGGCGUCUGUCUGCGACAUUGGCGAAGACCUCAACCCAAAUUUCAAACUCUUCAGUGCCGUUAAGGACGAGCUGCGGCACGUUCCGCCUUCUCGUGGCGGCCGCAAUGAGUACUUCCUUUGA
This is a messenger RNA of Cyphellophora europaea CBS 101466, 1215 nucleotides long. RefSeq names its product serine/threonine-protein phosphatase. The coding region runs from base 1 to 1215 and encodes 404 amino acids. Gene Ontology annotation, cellular component: cytoplasm. Gene Ontology annotation, biological process: G1/S transition of mitotic cell cycle; peptidyl-serine dephosphorylation. The transcript has 2 exons. Gene Ontology annotation, molecular function: protein serine/threonine phosphatase activity. Lineage: Eukaryota; Fungi; Ascomycota; Eurotiomycetes; Chaetothyriales; Cyphellophoraceae. The record is from RefSeq and is a predicted model, not a curated record.